AUGAAAGUAAUCAUCGCCCUUUGUGUUCUCUUUGUUGGUGCCUAUUGUGUACCUGUACUUGAUGAUCAACUCAAUGAUGAAUGGAAUUUAUUUAAACGUGUUCAUGAAAAACAAUACAAUUCAGUCGAAGAAGAAACUACUCGCCGAGCUAUUUGGGAAGCUAACCUUGCUAAAAUUCGAAAACAUAAUCUUGAAGCUGAUUUAGAUAUUCACACAUACACUUUAGGAAUGAAUCGAUUCGGUGAUAUGACUCAUGAAGAAUUCAAAACACAAAUGAAUGGAUUCAGAAUGUCAGCUAAAACUCAAACAGAUGAAUAUGAUCGUCACACAUUCUUAGCUCCAUCAAACGUUGUUAUUCCAGCUGCUGUCGAUUGGCGUAAACAAGGAUACGUAACACCAAUCAAAGAUCAAGGACAAUGUGGCUCAUGUUGGGCUUUUUCAGCUACUGGCUCACUUGAAGGACAACACUUUGCUAAAACAAAAAAAUUAGUUUCACUUUCUGAACAAAACUUAGUUGACUGUUCAGAUAAAUUCGGUAACAUGGGUUGUGACGGUGGUUUGAUGGAUCAAGCUUUUCAAUAUAUCAAAGCUAACAAAGGUAUUGAUACUGAAGUAAGUUAUCCAUACGAAGCUCGUGAUGGUAAAUGCCGAUUCAAAAAAGAAAAUACUGGUGCUACUGAUACCGGUUUUGUUGAUAUCAAAUCAACAAACGAAAGUGCUCUUCAAAUUGCUAUUGCUACAGUUGGUCCAAUUUCAAUUGGUAUUGAUGCUUCACAAGAUUCAUUUCAAUUCUAUAGUUCAGGAGUUUACAAUGAACCAGAUUGUUCAUCAACAGAUCUUGAUCAUGGUGUCUUAGCUGUUGGUUACGACAAAGCUGGUAAACAAGAAUAUUAUAUCGUCAAGAACUCCUGGGGAACAUCAUGGGGUCAAGAAGGUUACAUCUGGAUGAGUCGUAACAAGAAGAAUCAAUGUGGUAUUGCUACGGCUGCUAGUUAUCCUCUUGUUUAA
Rotaria sordida is the source of this 1008-nucleotide messenger RNA. NCBI's taxonomy places the organism in Eukaryota, Metazoa, Rotifera, Eurotatoria, Philodinida, Philodinidae. The record is from the annotation of a GenBank genome assembly.